Molecule: messenger RNA, 4163 nt
Organism: Colius striatus (speckled mousebird)
Lineage: Eukaryota; Metazoa; Chordata; Aves; Coliiformes; Coliidae
Gene: COL8A1
Product: collagen type VIII alpha 1 chain
Exons: 5
Coding region: 327-2546 (739 amino acids)
Molecular function (GO): protein binding
Source: RefSeq, a predicted model, not a curated record
AGCAGAUCAGAGCACUUUCUCAGUCUUCCACUGUUUUGAGCCAGUGAUCUUCUCUCCUUGGAUCUUGUAUACUCAAGAAAAAGAAGAAAACACAGAUUGUCAGAAUCCUUCAAAUUUGAUACUCAUCACUGUUAUGAUCUGUUUGUUAAUGGAUGUUGAUUCUGGAUAUCAGAACCGGUACAGUGAAGUACUCUCCUAUUAAGCUGAGGGACCAGCUUAAAAUCAACAAAAUAACAACGGGCCUAACACAAUCAGGAAAUCUAGGUCUCUUAAAGUGAAAUCAAACAACCUCUCCUCCUUCUGCCCUUUCUUGAAAUCUAAAUGUGAUGGCAACGUUGCUCUUCCCUGUGCAGCUGCUGGCAGUGACUGUCACCAUUUAUCUAGAGCUGGUGAAGUCUGCUCAAGGUGGUGUCUACUAUGGGAUCAAGCAGCUGCCACCCCAGGUGCCCCAGUACCAACCCCUCGGACAACAAGUACCUCACAUGCCACUGGGCAAAGAAGGCAUCCCUAUGCAGCACAUGGGCAAGGAGGUGCCCCACAUGCAGUACGGGAAAGAGUACCCCCAUCUUCCUCAGUACAUGAAGGAGGUGCCUCAGAUGCCUCUGCUUGGAAAGGACAGGGCUCCCAAGAAAGAGAAAGAAAUGCCCAUGCGCAGUCUUAGGGGCGAGCAAGGUCCCCCUGGUGAGCCUGGACCAAGAGGGCCACCAGGGCCACCAGGAUUGCCAGGUCAUGGUGUGCCGGGAGCCAAAGGAAAACCGGGCCCGCAAGGAUAUCCAGGCAUUGGGAAGCCGGGUUUGCCAGGGAUGCCGGGCAAACCAGGGGUCAUGGGGCCUCCAGGGCCGAGAGGGGAGAUGGGACCAAAGGGGGAGGUCGGGCCUAUGGGGAUCCCUGGGCCACAAGGACCGCCGGGGCCGCACGGGCUUCCCGGCAUAGGAAAAGCAGGUGCUCCGGGGCUCCAAGGACAGCCAGGAGCCAAGGGCGAGCCAGGGAUAAAGGGGCCUCCAGGAGCUCCCGGGAUCCCAGGGCCAAAAGGGGAGAAGGGCGUUGGGAUCCCGGGUUUGCCUGGGCUUAAGGGUCCACCUGGGCUACCCGGCCCCCCUGGCCCUGUGGGGCUGCCAGGGGUUGGCAAGCCAGGCAUGGUUGGCUUCCCUGGCCCACAGGGACCUGUGGGUAAGCCCGGACCUCCAGGAGAGCUGGGGCUGCAGGGGCCCCCGGGUGCCCCAGGGAUCCAAGGUCCUCCCGGCCUGCCUGGCGUUGGCAAACCUGGCCAGGACGGCAUUCCCGGUCAGCCAGGCUUCCCGGGCGGCAAGGGGGAGCAGGGCCUGCCAGGCCUGCCGGGGCCCCCUGGCAUCCCCGGGGUGGGGAAACCAGGCUUCCCUGGGCCGAAGGGUGAGCGUGGUGUGGGUGGUCUGCCUGGGCCUCUGGGGCCCAAGGGGGAGAAAGGGCACGCAGGGCCACCGGGCAUGGGCGGGCCACCGGGAGAGCCAGGCCAGCCGGGGCUGCCAGGCCUCAUGGGCCCCCCGGGGGCAGCUGGCUUCCCAGGACCCAAAGGAGAGGGUGGCGCUGUGGGGCCACCAGGACCGGUCGGCCCCAAGGGUGAACCAGGCCUGCAAGGCUUUCCGGGGAAACCGGGCUUUCCCGGGGAGGUGGGGGCCCCCGGGCUGCGGGGGCUGCCAGGCCCCACAGGGCCCAAGGGGGAAGCUGGGCACAAAGGCUUGCCAGGGCUGCCAGGAGUCCCAGGGCUGGUGGGGCCAAAGGGCGAGCCGGGGCUUCCCGGCGCCCAGGGGCUUCAGGGCCCCUCGGGCAUCCCAGGCAUUGCGGGACCCAGCGGUCCCAUCGGCCCCCCAGGGUUGCCGGGGGCAAAGGGGGAGCCAGGCUUGCCUGGACCCCCUGGCUUUCCCGGGGUGGGCAAACCCGGUGUGGCUGGGCUGCAGGGCCCCCCGGGGAAGCCUGGGGCUCUUGGUCCCCCUGGGCAGCCAGGCCUUCAGGGCCCACCCGGCCCUCCCGGGCCCCCUGGGCCUCCGGUCAUCAUCCCCCCUACUCCCCCAGCCGUGGGACAGUAUCUGCCUGAGGUGGGGCCAGGGAUAGAAGGCGUCAAGCCCCCCUAUGGCUACAUGGGCAAGAAAGGCAAGGCUGGCGGCGUCAUCUAUGAGAUGCCUGCAUUCACAGCAGAGCUCCUCACCCCCUUCCCCCGCGUCGGGGUGCCCGUCAAGUUCGACAAGCUCCUCUACAACGGCCGGCAGAACUACAAUCCCCAGACAGGGAUCUUCACCUGUGAGAUCCCCGGUGUCUACUACUUUGCCUACCACGUCCACUGUAAAGGGGCCAGCGUCUGGGUGGCCUUGUUCAAGAACAAUGAGCCGCUGAUGUACACCUACGACGAGUACAAGAAAGGCUUCCUGGACCAGGCUUCAGGCAGCGCCGUCGUCCCGCUGAUGCACGGAGACAAGGUUUACGUUCAAAUGCCAUCCGAGCAGGCAGCAGGACUCUAUGCCGGGCAGUACGUUCAUUCAUCUUUUUCAGGAUAUUUAUUGUAUCCCAUGUAACACAAAAAACAGACACACACACACACACAACACACACACACACAAGAUCAAAACCUUUCUUCUCCGCUUCAAACUUUCAUACCAUAAAAGACACAUUUUAAGACCGUUUCGGACCAUCUGGUACAACAAAAAACCCCACAAGGUUUAACAUUAUCCACAACUAGUUACAAAAACAAAAAGAAAGGUGUGGAGAACAUAUCUAAAGAUGUGUAUCAGGUUCAUAAACAGGAUUUUUUUGCACCCGACGGGGACAUAUUAGCUGUACGUUAUAUAUUUCUGUGACGCCAUGCUUACUUCAUUUCCUUCACAAUAACUCAGAGCUAAGGUUCAAAUCAGCGUACAUCACUCACUCCUGUUUGCAUUGAUCAGUUACGAGAUGAAAACCAGCAACUUAAACCAGAGUACAUCUGCCUGAAACUAUAUGGAAAAAUUUGAGUGGCUUUUUAUUUGUUUGGGUGGGGUUUGGGGGGUGACAGCAGGUCUGCCUGACAAGCGAAGGUUCGCUUAGCUGGAGACCUUUAUUUCCGUUCCCCUGUAAAUAAAUAUUCCUACAGAGGUGAGGUUUUUCCUGAACAAUUUACUUAUGAUGGAAAAGGACUGUUGAUGGUAUCACUCCCUAUGAGUCUUCUCCAGCUGUUGUUGGACCCAGAAUGGUGCCACUGACUCCACUAGGCGCUGGGUUGAUCUCCAAACACCACAGUACUCAGAAAGUCUCCACCUGCGUUUGCACGGUUGAAGGAGAUGAGGCAGAUCAGAGACAAAAGAGAAAACCAAGAGAGUUCCCCUUUUCUUUGUGCCUCAGGGUUGAGACCAUCUUGUCCACCGUGUGGCUAUAGAGCAGGGUGGUGUGAAGUUGCUGGUGUUUCGGUGCUCGUCCUAAGAACCCGCGUCUGUUUGGCUUGUCAGAAGAGACGCCUGUUCUGCCACUCUGAGCAAAGAUUAAAUCAGUUCACUCUUCGGUGACAAGGCAAAGCAGAAGUAGUGCUGUUUGUUAAUUAACUAAUUUUAUUGAAAUCAACCGAUAACCUUACCGGCAAUACUGAUCACGCAAAUCUAUCCGUGAACUUCCAUUUUAUAUAAAAGCUGAUUUCCAGUCUUUAUUUAUAUGCUACCACCUGUCAAGGUGGACCUGCAGGCAUCAAUCUUUUCUGUACAUGAGGAAAGCAACUUCUCUGCAAGAGCUGUCUGUUCAUCAAUGGUGCUAAUCUCACCCCUAAAGUACUCGUUUCCCGAGGGCAGCGUACUUUGCUGCAGUUCCCUGUACAGUGCUGCACAUCACACACUGUUUAACGCUAGUCGAAAGAGUUAAAUACUCAACACUUCUUCGAUGUCUUUAGCUAACGCUACCGCUUUUGAUUCAGAAAAAAAAUGAACUAGAUUUUUCAGGCAGAACUAAGAUUGGAUUUAACUGGCAUUACCAUUAUUUAAAUGCAGAGUUUAAUGCAGUCUAACAUGACUAAGGACUCCAGUGAUAUAAUGUGGUGCUUUAUCUCAGAAAUUUUAUGGAACGGUGGCAGAAACAGAUGGACAGUUUACCAGGCAUUGGUGACUUUGGUAUGUUCCCAGAAUAUAUGAGAUAUGACAAAAGCAAAUAAUUUUGUAUUUAAAAUUUUUGUA